This is a messenger RNA of Ixodes scapularis (black-legged tick), 881 nucleotides long. RefSeq names its product cuticle protein 16.8. The transcript has 3 exons. Bases 104 to 637 code for a protein of 177 amino acids. Gene Ontology annotation, cellular component: chitin-based extracellular matrix. Lineage: Eukaryota; Metazoa; Arthropoda; Arachnida; Ixodida; Ixodidae. The record is from RefSeq and is a predicted model, not a curated record. Gene Ontology annotation, molecular function: structural constituent of chitin-based larval cuticle.
AACGGGCAGAGUGAAGCAUAGGCGUACGCUAUAAAAGCCCUGAAGCUGAGCAGUUCAACUAGAUCCGCUUGACCAUCUCAUCAAGGUGAAUCCCAAGACGACCAUGUUCUCCAAGGUGCUUCUCUGCUGUCUCGUGGCCUACGCGGCGGCUCAGUCCGAACCUGCUGCCCCACCCCAGCCGUACAGCUUCAGCUACGACAACACCGACGAGUACGGCACCCGCAUCUCCCAAGAGGAGACCGGUGACGAGAACAACAACAAGGUCGGCUCAUACAGCUACACCGACCCCGACGGCAUCAGCCGUACCGUCAAGUACGUCGCUGACGCCGAGGGCUUCCGUGUGACCAUCGAGACCAACGAGCCAGGCACCAAGACCUCCAACCCAGCCGACGCCCAGAUCGUGUCCAACGCCGCCGACGACUCCUACUCCGCCAACCCCCCUUCGUCCCCAGUCAAGCCUGCCCCCCUGGCCGUGAAGGCGGCUCCAAUCACCAUCCACGCCGUUCAGGCCACCCCCGUGGUUCACGCCAUUCACGCCGCCCCAGUGUCCUACGCCACCGCUCACCACGUCACCCCAGUGAUCGCCCUCUCUCACGCUCCCCUCACUUACACCCUCGGUCGUGCCAAGAGUGCUUAAGUACGUUUCCGGUUUAAAAUAGGGCAGUCAUUUCUGGAAACGGAACUUUAUUCGAUAAAGAUUAAAAAGUAAUCUGCGGUGUUCCAGCACACCCGGAAACUGAAAGUUCCGAGAACCCGCUCAAUAUACAGUCAGAAUCUUUGUAUUUUUUUUAGGUGCUCAUGCCGGUUUAGUUAAUGAAGCUGUCCUUCCCUGAUGUUUCACUUGCACUAAGAAUGAAAUAAAUUGAUUUGUUACCAAAAAA